AUGUCGGGUUAUAACUUUAAGACCAUUACGGUGGUUCCUUCUUAUAAGGAUUUUAUUGAUAUUGUUCUGUCGAAAACGCAACGAACAACUCCAACGGUUAUUCACAAGCAAUAUCCCAUGCCCCGUAUUAGAGCCUUUUAUAUGCGAAAGGUUAAAACAUGUCAACAAUACUUCCAUGAUAAAUUAAAUACCAUCUUAACUGAGUUUCCCAUGCUUGAAAACAUCCAUCCUUUUUAUGCCGACUUAAUUGGUCUCCUCUAUUCAAGGGACCACUUUAAAUUGGCCUUAAGCGAGAUUAACAAAGCAAAAACUCUCAUUGAUGGUAUUGGUCGUGAUCAGGUCAAGUUGAUAAAAUAUGGCGCCACUCUCUACCAGUGCAAAACACUAAAGCGUACGGCUUUUGGAAGAAUGUGUACCAUUAUCAAGCGAAAUCAGAACAACUUGAAAUAUCUCGAAGAAAUCCGGCAGCACAUGUCACGCUUACCGUGCAUUGUUCCUGACACGCGUACUCUUGUUAUUUGUGGCUUCCCAAAUGUCGGAAAGUCUAGUUUUAUUAACAAGAUUACUCGUGCUGAUGUAGAUGUUCAGCCUUUCCCUUUCACUACGAAAAUGAUCUUUGCUGGACACACUGACUACAAGAAUCUUCGUUGGCAAGUUAUCGACACUCCUGGUGUUCUUGAUCGUGAAUUGGAUCAAUGCAAUACCAUUGAAAUGACAGCUAUCACAGUCUUGUCACAUCUACCUGCUUCGGUCAUUUACAUCAUGGAUCCGUCCGAGCAUUGUGGCUUUUCGCUUGAAGAACAAAUUCACUUAUUCAAAACUUUGGAACCUUUGAUGUCAAAUAAGCCUGUUUUGGUUGUUGCUAAUAAGACUGAUGUUGUCAGUUUUGAUUCUCUACCAGCAGAGAAAAAAGAGCUUAUAUUGUCUAUUUGUCGAUUACCCGGAGAUGAGAUGGCAAAUGUGGAUAAGCCCGUCUUUAUGGAAAUGUCAACGUUACUUGGCGAUGGAGUAAUGGAGGUUCGAGCACGAGCCUGUGAUGAAUUGCUUGUCCGUCGUGUUGAAGCAAAGCUGCGAGCUGGAGCAGCUAGUCUAAGAGAAGGCUCGAUUGCCAACCGCCUCUAUAUCGCUCAACCCAAGAGUAUUACCGCCGACAGACCGCCCCAGAUUCCGGAGAGCAUUAUACGCAAACGAGGCAUGAAACGCACCGCUGCAGAAGCAGUCCUAUCUACUCCGAUGGAUAUUGAUUCUUCUGAUGCUCCACCGGCCAAGAAGUCCAUGACGCUUCGUGAAAGAGAGCUAGCUGAAGGUGAUGAAUUCUAUCUUAAUUUACGCGAUGAAUGGUUAUUGAAAAAUCCAAAAGAGCGCAAUGACAUCAUUCCUGAGAUUAUCGAGGGCCACAACAUAUUUGAUUACUUCGAUCCAGAUAUCGAAGCUAAAUUGAAUCAACUUGAAGAACAGGAGAAACAGCUUGAAGCAGCUGGUGUGUAUGAUGAGGAGGAUGAUCCCGAUUUAACGGAUCCGAGAAUGCAAAAGAUUAGGGCAACCGCUGCGAAAAUCCGAGAGGCUAAAGCUCUUCGUAUCUUAGAAUCCCAGUCUCGGAAAAACAAAUCCAAGAGUCGUAUCUCAAGAGCUGAGCAGGGUGUAUCUGGCAAACAGAUGGAGAAGGAACUUGGCAGGCUUGGUUUACCUGUUGAUGCCAGUGAUGUGGUUGAUCGAAGCCGUUCUCUCAAGAAUGCGGCAUCUAGACGUCGCGAGGCUUCAGCAUCUUUGGCCAGAAGUAAAUCUCUUCACGAGGCUGCUGUUGCGCGUAGUGCUCGACCCCGAGCUCGUUCUGGUGUUCGGGAUGCUGCCAUGGAAGCAAAAGUUGUUAGACGCGCUAAAAUUGAUUCUGCUCGUCUUAUUGGAGCAAAGGCACGAAAGGGUGAAGGUGAUCAUCAUAUUCCCGAUCUUAAACCCAAACAUCUUUUCUCUGGCAAGCGACCUAUUGGCAAAACCCAACGUCGUUAA
Rodentolepis nana is the source of this 2007-nucleotide messenger RNA. The record is from the annotation of a GenBank genome assembly. Lineage: Eukaryota; Metazoa; Platyhelminthes; Cestoda; Cyclophyllidea; Hymenolepididae.